Myzus persicae (green peach aphid) is the source of this 3746-nucleotide messenger RNA. RefSeq names its product solute carrier family 2, facilitated glucose transporter member 1-like. Gene Ontology annotation, biological process: monosaccharide transmembrane transport. Bases 1774 to 3309 code for a protein of 511 amino acids. Gene Ontology annotation, molecular function: hexose transmembrane transporter activity. Gene Ontology annotation, cellular component: membrane. The transcript has 14 exons. The record is from RefSeq and is a predicted model, not a curated record. Lineage: Eukaryota; Metazoa; Arthropoda; Insecta; Hemiptera; Aphididae.
AAUAAAAAUCUGCAGGUGAAUGACGAAUGUUAAAAAUUUUUAAGGUUAUGACUCGCUAUUAAAAAUUAUUAUAUGAACCACCAUACAGUAUAAAAACUUGUUAGGGAGAAUGUAUCGUACUCAAUAAUUUAAAAAAAUAUGUACUGUAUAUACAUAUUUAUUUAACCUCCGAAACUAUUUAUUUUGUAUGUGAAAAAAUAUGGGCACUACAGAUGAUGAAUACAUAUAGCAUAUAGGUGGAUACAUUUACUAAAUUUAAAUGUGUGUAAUAUUAUGAUAGGUAGGUAUGUAAUGUUAUGUACCUUAACUAUGAACUAUUGAAAUUAAGUUCGAAACGGUCUGACUGGCCUAACUUAUCUAAGCUAUUUACUUCUUUAAAAUUAUUUCUCAAAACUAAAAAAAAAAAUUAAGGUACACGUAUAAACUUGUAUUAGGAACUUACUUAUUUUUUCAAUGGAAAAUAUAUUAUUAAAUAAUAAUUUAGACAAACAUCGCAUUGGUUUUGUUUGUAUCUAUCAUCAACUCAAAGGAAGCUUCUUCUAGAAAAUUGGAUAUAGUUAUUAGUUGGUACUUCAAUUAAAAGUAAACAAUGCCAAGUAAUUUUAAAAAUACAAUAUUGUGAGUGUAACCAGGGCUUAAACUUUUAUCCCUACAGUCCUACCCUGUAAUUUUCAGAUGCAUUUUAUUUUUUCCGAGUAUUUGAACAUGUGCUAAGGAACGGUAUAGUUUCCUCCUGUAAAUAUAGUUUCGAUUAUAUUAUAGUAUAUUAUUUACAAUUGCAAAAGCGUAAUCUGGGGGGGGGAGUGUCUAUCUUGGGGAAGGAAUUGGUUUUUUUCUGCCUUGCAAUAAGUUCAAAUUGAAUCUUUUACUGCUUUAUAUACUCUGUUUUUGUUAGUAUGUACCUAUAAGUUUUUGAUCUUUGUAUUUGUAUACUAUUUUUUUUAAAUUUUAAUCUUGUCUGUUAAAAAAAAAUAAUAACUUAUGCCUAUAAUAUCUACUAAUUUAUUUAUUGGGAAAAAGUAAGCCCCUCCUUAUCAUUCCUAUACAUAAUAGAUUUUUAGUUUUACCGCAGCUCCCCCCACCAAGAAUUUUCCCCCGGAUUACGCCUAUGUACAGUCGAAUCUCGAUAACUCGUAUCUCAAGGAGAAUAAAAAUAAAUUUGACUUAUGUAUUUUCUCAAACAUAACUUAAAAACACUUGAAAGGGCAAGAAAAAAAUCGAGUUAUCGAGACUCUUCUCCGAAAAUAAAUCCUAGUUUAUCGCAUACCUGUAAUUACCAGUUAGUAGCUACAUGGUUCUAUAGCUUUAUUUUAUAUGUGGCUGACUAAUAAGUACAACGUUCCUGUAUACUUGCUACGUCAUUAUACGUCUGGUUUUGAAUAUCAUGUAAAGAAAUAUACAUCCAUAUAAGUAGUAGGUACUUAUAGAUUCCCAGGAAAUGUACUAAGCGAAUACCUAAUUAUUUCCAUUUGCAUAGCAUAAAUAUUACCUAUUCCCCAUUGUAUUUGUUUUCGAGUUGAAUAUAUUGUUCAGAUAUUAAAUGCAUUAGUACUAAAUACGUCUACGUGAAGGUUUUCAAUAGGGAAGCAUAUUGGAUAAAACACGGUGAAACUAAAUAUAUAUUAUACAUAUAUUAUUGUUCAAAAAUGUCGACGUUUUGUGCUGAUGGUCUUAUUCCAGCCAGAUUUUUAUGUCUCGUUGCACAUUUUAUAAUGCUCGUCAUGGCUUUGAAUCAUAGGGAGCAAAACGUAAAAGCAUGUCUACCUUACGAUUAUGACAACGAUCUUUACAUGGAACAAGACAAAAGGUACGUCCAAUAUGGAAAAUGAAAUGAUAGUAAAUAAAGAUAACUAUAAUGAGAAUAAAGAACUAGGUCCGAAUUACUUACUCGGUGAUCAAGAACACAUUGACAAAACAACUAAAGUCUCAUGGAUUCUAGUCAUAACAACAAUAAGUACUAGUUUAGGCUGUUCAAUUCCUGCCGGAUACAACACUGGAGUAGUAAAUGCCCCUGCAGAAGUAUUGAAACAAUGGUGUAAUGAAACGAUCAUGCAUCGCUAUGCCGUACAAUUUUCAUCUGCUCAACUUGAUGGCCUUUGGUCUAUUCUAGUUUCCAUAUUCUUGAUUGGUGGCAUUAUUGGUGGUGUAGCUGGUGGUAAAUUAGCAAAUGUAUUCGGCAGGAAAGGAACUUUACAACUUAUAUACCUGAUUAAUUUAGUAUCUGGUAUUCUAUUUUUUAGUUCUAAAUCGUUAGCCUCUGUAGAAUUAUUUUUUAUUGCAAGACUUUUAUCUGGUCUAUCCGCUGGCCUCACAAUGGCGAUGGUACCUAUGUAUUUAUUAGAGUUAUCACCGGCCAAUAAAAGUGGUUUAUUCGGUGUGAUGUUUACUGUAGGUUUGAACUUUGGCGUGGUGUUGUCUCAGUUUUUAGGCCUGGGAAAUAUCUUAGGAAAUGAAUCAUCGUGGCAUUACUUAUUUAGUCUGUAUGGAGGUUGGGUAUUAUUAGCACUUCCUACUUUAAAAUUUAUUCCCGAAAGUCCUAAAUACUUGUAUACUGUACGCAAUGAACACAGCAAAGCAUUAUCAGAACUAAGCAAUUUAAGAGGAAAGCCAAUAUCUGAUAUAAGAUGGGAACUAGAAAAUUUACUUGUUUCUCCUGAAAGGUGGACGCUGAGAAAGGUUAUCAGUGAACCUUCUAGCCGUAAAGCCAUAAUAAUCACCUGCAUAGUAAUGUUGGGUCAACAACUGUCUGGAAUUAAUGCAGUGUUUUAUUACUCUACGUCGAUAUUCAGAAAUGCAGGCAUGAGCACAGCUGGUGCUCAAUAUGGAAAUCUAAGCACAGGAGUAAUAAACUUCAUUGUAACUAUUUUAUCAACUACAUUUAUUGAUAACUUUGGACGCAAGACACUGCUAUUAUUUAGCAGCACCAUUUGUGUAUUUAUGCUCACAGCGUUAAUGACUUCAAUGAUUUUAUCGUCUAUUGGUACAAUACCAGGAAUAUCGUAUUUGUUGAUACUUUUUGUUAUUGGUUACGUUUUGUUCUAUGGAUUUGGAUUAGGGCCAAUCCCGUUUUUUAUUGGAUCAGAAUUAACCGAUGUUGGACCCAGGCCUAUUAUAAUGUCAGCAAUGAGUGUUGCUAAUUGGUCUGGAAAUUUUUUGGUUGGACUUGCAUUUCCUUUUGUCAACCUUGUUCUCAAACAAUACUCUUUUCUUCCAUUCAUCGUGUUCACCGUAUUUUUAAUCAUAUUUACAUGGAAAGUGGUUCCAGAAACCAAACAAUCUUUCGGCCAACAGAGUGCCGAUAGUGAAUAAGAGUCGAGAUUUUAUUCAUUUCACUUCGAUAUUAAUAUAUAUUAUACUAAAAAUUAUUAUUGCCUGCGAUUUCAUUAUCUUUAAGACGUAUAUAACAAUAGAAGAGUUUAACUAUUGUAAUAUGAAUCUAGACGAAAUUGUUCAUUUUCAUUUAUUAACAUUUAUACGAUUUGUUAUUUAAGUUCAGUGCAUAGCUUAACAGAUAAUUAUUAGUUGAAUAUAUAAUAUGAGAGAUAUUAUUUUUCUAACAAAGCUCCCUUUUUAACUGUAAAAACCAUCUUUAGAGUAUUGGUUUUAAAUAAAAUUGAAUUUACACUUGGGGCAGUAACCUUUAGUACAGUGUCACCUAGAAUUUUUAUAGUUUGGAAAUAAAAAACAUUGCAUAUUUUACACAAGCGCGCCAGUAGAAUUAUAAACCCUAGCUAGGGGGGGGGGGG